CGCUUCGCUCAUAAGGCGGUUUCAAGACCUAAGUUACUCUAGUGGACGGAAGAUUGGGGAGCGCGGAGGACAAGAUGUCUCGACUUUCGAUUGCUACAGAGGUUAGAGAAAUGGGACGCGCAGAGGAGACGACACAACCGUUGCCGGUUGCUUAGAUUUGCGGGAGGUCUGAGCCACGCAGGCGAGGCGACGCGGCGACCGCCUAAUCCUCUGGUGGGUGGGGUUUCACAACGAAUGCUGGUAUGAGAGAGAAGAACGACGACAAAUAGGCUAAUUUCACUCGCCGAAAUCUGGGUUCUUUUUUCCCCUCUCCUUUUGAUUAGAUUCGUAGACCCAUUUCACUUGAGAUGUUAUGCAUUUAAAAGGAGGUUCUCUGAUUUCUCCAAUUGCAGGUCUCAAUCAACAUGCAUACACCCUAACAUUAGCUUGGAUCUCUCUAAGAUUGGGUACGAAUCAGACAUCCAGGUAAUUAAUCUUUAUUUUUUCACAUUCAUGAAUAGAUGGGGAUUCUGUUCGGGUGCCUAAAUGUUGAUUACUUUGUUCGGGUGUCAAUUACUUUGUUAUGUUGCAAACGAAUUUGACUAAUUUUGCUUUCGUUUAUCACUAGUUCUUUCUCUUUGAAUACUGAAACGACCAUUCAUGCACCCAACAAUGCAUUCCCCUGCCUUUGCUCAUUGUUUAGAAAGAUGAUUUUUAAAGGUUAAUUGCAUAGCCUAACCAAUCCUCUAAACUAAAAAUUAAUUGCAAAAAAUAAUUAAGUAUUAUGAGCUAAAUAUUAAAAUGAGGUGUUGAUAUAUCUCCAACAAAAUUUAUUAAAAAAAAACAAACAUGUCCUUAAUUUGAUGUCUCUUCUUUUGCCUAAAAAAAGGCGGGAUUGUUUACUUCGUUUCCCACCACAAUAACUACAUCUAAUGCUUUACAUCCAUUAUUAAACCCUUCUCUCUAGAUUCAAGAUUCUCUAGAUUCAAGAUUCACCACAGGCAGAGACAAAGAAACCCAAAAGUCUAUUCCUUUCCUUUUUCUUCUCUGCCAUUCUUCUUCCCUCAUUGAUGACAUCUUCUUUGACUAGAUGGAAAGCAAAAGAAACACAUCCGUUCUCAUAGAGCAGAUUCUACACCUCGUGAAGGAGAGCAGAGUAACUCUCUGCCUCCUGUUCUAGACCGUCAUCAAGAGGGAUAAGAAGGCAGGAAAACCACUCCAGUUCAUGUUACUGAAACUCAGAGAACGGAAGAACGAACCCCUAUUUCGCUUGUCGAAGAAGAAUCAGAGCCGGAUGAUUAUAAUGCCCAUCACUCAACUGCGGAUCCUUUGUCUGAGGGUUCAAGUUCGAACGGUGAGACUUCUUCUGUCGUUGUAUGUUUAGUUUUUUGUUACAAAGUAUAAAAAUGAGCUAACAUGUGCUAGUUGUAAUAGGUACCAAAAAGAGAAGAAGAUGAGGUCCAGGAAAAGAAGUCAAACCUUGUCACAACCUCACCGUGGAAUUCCACGACAACAGGUCAGUUAGAUUAUGUGAUAAUUCUAACCCAACAAACCACUUUUCCAGUAGCAUUAGUUGCCCAUAGGAAAAAAGAUUAAGAAGAUUGCUCUAGAGUAUGAGUUUAGUUACUUGGAUGCGCCUUAUUUGUGUACUACUGUCUGUUUCUUUAUUGAGGUUGUAAUUAUCAUCACAAUCUGUAAAAUUUUAAUUAUUCUUAAUGGCCUCUGUAGGAUAAUCACCACUAAAGCAGGUCGCGAGAUAUUAACCAUAUUCAAAAGGAGCAUCACUAGGCCUUGGAUAAUAUUCUCAGAGUAUCCGGCUUAAGAGAUGCAGACUCUGAAAGCUUGUUUCAAGGAGUCAGGAUUUGCGUACACCGGUUCAGAAGAAAUGCUCAACCAAAUGGUCAAAGAAAACGUGAAGAGAAACUAUCCCCAGUGGACGUAUGGUAUCCGAAACCCGAUAUUCAGGAAGUACAAAGACCUGAAUGGUAGGCUCAACCAUCCACCACCCGAGAUAACUCCAUCAAUCUAGAGGGAAAUGGUCCAUACAUGGGCUAACCCGAAUUGGGUGGUAAGUUCUGCCAUUGCAAUAUGUACUUUUAUAGUGAUUUGUUUUGUGGUAACUUCAACUCCCUCCAUUUGCAAAGUGAAUUUAUUGUUGGUUUAAUUUAUUGUGCAAGAAACAAGUGAUAAGAAUAAAGAGAAUCGAGAGAAGAGUGAGCUUGCGGUUCAGCACAUUUGGCCAAGUACAAACAUGAGGCGGUAAGCUGCUGUAUUUUGAACUGUUUAUGUUAUGCAAGGCCAAUUCAAAUCACUUUACAUGUGUUUAAUGCCACAUUUUUGUAUUAAUUGUUUGUAGAUAAAACGAACUGGAAAAGAACCUGAUCCAAUCGAAAUGUUCCAGCUUUUCCAUGCGAAGAAGGACAAAAAUUGGGUUAGCUUAAAGGCAAAAGAGUUGCAUAAUGGUAUGAUAGAAGCCGAGGCUGCAAAGGUAUCUCAAGGGGAAGAUCUAAACAGAUUCACCAUCAUUCAAGAAGUGAAUGGAGCACAACACCCCAAUCGUGUUGUAUGGAUUGGAUAUGGGGUGAGCUCGGUUGAUGUCUUCAAUCCCCCGUCGAGUCAGGGUUGCAUCAAGUGUUGUCAGGAGGAUCAAACGAAAGAAAGGGAACAAAAUGAUGAGAAAAUGAAGAAGUUAGAGAAUGAGAUUGUAGAGGUAAGGAAUGCGAUCCCUCAAAUCGUUGAAGUUGUGUUGCAAAAACUUGGAGUGCGGCUGCUAGAGUCAUUCGACAUGGAUAUCAACACCAAAGCCAAUAGGGAAGAUGAUCGAGUUGGUGAAACUCAAGACAAUGAUGAGACUGGUGUUGCAUGAAUUUCUUUUAAUGUUAUCGUAGGAUUCUAAGUAUGGUGUCAAUUUUGGGAUAUUUCGUGUCAUUUUCGGAUGACGUUAAGAAUUUUGAAUUUUGGAUGUUUGGUCGCAGCUAAUGGGCACUUGUAAGACAUUUUAUUUAAGUCAAUUUUGGAAUAUCAUCUAUGCAUAAUCUCGGUUUCAUGAUUUUUCG
Linum trigynum is the source of this 3035-nucleotide messenger RNA. NCBI's taxonomy places the organism in Eukaryota, Viridiplantae, Streptophyta, Magnoliopsida, Malpighiales, Linaceae. The record is from the annotation of a GenBank genome assembly.